Macrosteles quadrilineatus (aster leafhopper) is the source of this 968-nucleotide messenger RNA. RefSeq lists its product as uncharacterized. NCBI's taxonomy places the organism in Eukaryota, Metazoa, Arthropoda, Insecta, Hemiptera, Cicadellidae. Bases 77 to 826 code for a protein of 249 amino acids. The transcript is spliced from 7 exons. The record is from RefSeq and is a predicted model, not a curated record.
AAUUGUUUGUUUCAGUUGAAAAAAUUGUAUUCAGUAAUUGUAUUUGUAACACCAUUCGGGAAACUAAAUUAAUAUAAUGCAUUUCUCAAGAAAAUUUAAGAGAGCAUGGAUGAGAAGUAAUCAAAGAAUGCAUGAUAUGCUUUUGGCAAGACCAAGAACUAGAUACUUGCAGAGAUGGCCAGAUCCAGCAUUAGAGCGGCCUAUGCCAGCACCUAUUCCUGUGGCUGCCCUCAGAGCAAAGGCCACUAGAAGAACCCAGGAAUUGGCAAAACCUAGAAGAACCCCCACACCCCCUCCGCCCAGGUCUCCAGGCCAGGUGGAUCCUGCGAUGUUGCAGUACCAACCUUCCCAGAGAAUCUUGGAACUGGCUCGGCCUGCACUCAAGGAAAAGGCCGUCAAGAAACCAACAAGGAAAUCAUCAAAAGGUAAAAGAAGAUUGUAUUCUAAAGAGAGGGUCAUUAUACUUGCUCAAAGGCGCAUCACUUUCAAGCCUCCAGAAGAAAAAAAGAAACCAGCUAAACCCCUGUCUUAUUUCUUACCUCGAAUAAAGAUAUUAUGUCAACCUGCGGAAAGGUUCAUGAAGCAGUUUGAACUUCCUCCAGUGCCUACACAUGUGAAAAAGCUGAAAGUGGAAGAAGAUAAAAAAUACGAGUGUCCAGAAAGAAUACGACAACUCGCACAACCGAAAGACUACACUGAGUUUAAACUGGAUGAAGAAUAUGACCCUUAUCAUAUAAACCCGGCAGCCUUAACUUAUGUUGCAACUGAAAAUAUUAAGAAAAUUGCAGAGCCAAAGCGCAAAGAGGAGAAGAGAAUAAAGAAAUAAACUAAGGUUGUGGGGAAGAUGUAAUUACGAUUAUCUGUAUUAAGCUCAUCAUCCAAAUGUUUAUUUUGAAAUGAUUUUUUCUUUAUGGUCAAAUCGCUCUCUAUUAGUCUAUUAAUCAAUAUAUCAUAUCUGGUCAAAUAAA